Cokeromyces recurvatus is the source of this 617-nucleotide messenger RNA. RefSeq lists its product as uncharacterized. Gene Ontology annotation, cellular component: cytoplasm. The record is from RefSeq and is a predicted model, not a curated record. NCBI's taxonomy places the organism in Eukaryota, Fungi, Mucoromycota, Mucoromycetes, Mucorales, Mucoraceae. Gene Ontology annotation, biological process: NAD+ biosynthetic process. Gene Ontology annotation, molecular function: kynureninase activity; pyridoxal phosphate binding. The transcript is spliced from 3 exons. The coding region runs from base 96 to 437 and encodes 113 amino acids.
GUUCAGCAUACAAUGAAAUUAAUCUCCGAGAUAUUUUCAUUGCUAUAUUUAAACCUUCUUGUUUAUUCUUAUUUUCUUCUUUCUCUUAAGCUAACAUGUCAUUAUUAGAUAAACAAGAAAUUACUUCAGUAGAACUAGCUAACGAUUUAGACGCACAAGAUGAAUUUGCUAAAUAUCGAAAAGAGUUCGAAAUUCCCUUAAAAAAUUCAAUCACAAAUGAUUCUACCGAAACAGAUGAAGAAUGCAUAUAUUUGUGUGGUAAUUCAUUAGGAUUAAUGCCUAAAAGAACAAGAACAAUAAUUAAUCAAGAAUUGGAUGCUUGGGCACAAAGGUAUGUGCAUCCUUUAUAUAAAAGAUAUACAUACACUACUAAAAUUUGCUCACAUACAGGGGAGUUGAAGGCCAUUGGAACCAUCCUUAUAUGCGACCUUGGGUAGCUAUUGACGAGAUUGUCAAAGAACCGCUUGCAAAAAUUGUUGGGGCAAAGCCAAUUGAAGUAACAGCCAUGAAUACUUUAACUUCAAAUAUUCACUCAAUGCUUAUUUCCUUUUAUCAACCUUCCGAAACGCGCUACAAAAUUUUAAUUGAGAAAAAGGCAUUUCCCUCGGAUCAUGUAA